This is a messenger RNA of Brachypodium distachyon (stiff brome), 2518 nucleotides long. RefSeq names its product protein LITTLE ZIPPER 1. The record is from RefSeq and is a predicted model, not a curated record. The coding region runs from base 1767 to 2150 and encodes 127 amino acids. The transcript has 3 exons. NCBI's taxonomy places the organism in Eukaryota, Viridiplantae, Streptophyta, Magnoliopsida, Poales, Poaceae.
AAGUCAAAACAGUUGUUUGCCACUAAUUGAUACUCCAUCGACUUGUCUCAAGUUUUGUGACUGUUUUCAUUUGUCAAUUGUCAUUGUGCGCCUGGCCUACCUUGAAAGUUUAAGGGCUCCAUUUCCUUAGUCGGAAUGCACUUGAUACUAGCAGCCGGAAUUUCAUCAGUUGUUCUUUAAUUUGCUGAAGUCUUUCUGCCUGUUUUCUUUUUUCUUUUUGGAAAAGGAAGGUAUCCCCAGCUUCCGCCUGUUAGUUUUGUAGCAUAACUAUAAUUUCCAGUAGAGUGAUAGUCCUUUAUAGUGCAUCUUUUUAUUAAUAAGAUGUCUCGAGGCCGAACACAUCAGCUUAGAAAAAAGAUGAAAAUAUAAAUUUGGAGGUCAUAUUAUUUAGAAUGGACUUACGACAACCAUCUUCUCUGUCACCUGCCACAAACCAAUUCUAGGGACCAAAUCCACCAGCAUCAACAUAAUGGGAUAAACAAAAAACGCGAUCCUCGAAGACAACAUCUUCAAGAACUGACCACCGUCUGUACGCCGCUGUUGUUGAGUCUAACUAAACAGGCCAAACAUGACAUUAUCAUCCUUGAAAACGAGCUCCAAGCAAAUAACUUCAACAAGGACACGACACGCAUACGUGACAUUGCCUGAUCAAGCCAAGAUGCGAGAACAAGAGUUUUCACCCGGAAAAUUGAAGUGUGCUUGUUGUUGAAUCCGCCAUGCCGCCAUCCACCAUCUCCCGGUCGGCGCCUGCACUCACCAUAGAUAAGUUUACCAUUUAAUCUUGCCAGCCUAACUUUGCCUUCAUUCACAAUUGACGAUUAGUUCAUAAGUUAAUUAAUUAAUCUUUUGUAUGAGAGGUGGAACCGGCGAGAUUAAAUGAAUAAAAUUUGUAUUUAAGGGAUUUUUGUUACUCGUUAGUUUGGAUUUUUUUUUGUAAAGCCCGUUGGAUUUGUAGUUUUAUGUUACUCCAGCGCUUGAAGGUAUUCCUUUGAGCAAUUUACUGUUUAAAAAAUGCAAAUUGUGGAUAAAGAGAAGGCAGAAGAAGAAAGCUGCAGGGAGGCUACUUCCAUAUAGGCCUGAUUUUGUAUCUGUUCUGCAAUUGCCAGCCAAAAAUCCAAUCUGAGACCUGUGUAACAUUUAUUUAUUUAUUUGCUCACUCCUUACAAUUUGAACUAUAGAAGACAUGUCAUGCCUGGUAGUACCAGAUCCACCUGUCAAACUUUACACCAUUUUUCGUCAAAUUCCUGCUAAUCACAGAUGCUCUAGAAGUGCACUGUCCUACGACUUGACACCCUAGGCAUGUGACCAUGGUGAUCUUGAACCAAGAUGACAAUGAGCUGAUGUUUGACAAAGUUUGCUUGUGUAUUGUUCAUGAUUCACAUGUGCAUGGGCGUACUUUGCACCGGUGAACCAGGUUCAUGCAAAGUGACAGUGUCAAACGGCCGAAUUAAGUUUCAGCGGCAAUGAUCAUCACCGUGCAGGGAGGUCAAGCACCAGAAUGAAACCCCCACUCGCGUAGAUAUGGACCAAAUGAGUGGACGCAGGAACCCGGACUUGAAGCUUCGGGGGAAUAAUGGGACUCCCAUCCGGCCAUCCCAUGUAAUUUUUGCCUACAUCAGAGAGCACACGAGGGGGGCAGGAGAAGGAAUUCACGUUACUACCGAUAGAGGCCUAAAAUUGAAGCCCCCUUAACAUCUCGAAAAAGAGAGCAUAUUUGGAGAGAUCGAGGGGAUGCACGUAGGAAGGAACAAGCUAGGGGAUGAAUCAUGCCAAGGAGAGAGCGGAAAAAGGCUCCCGGAUGUUAUCAUUCUGGCCAAGAAACCGCACGAGCAAAAAGAAGAGUACUCCAAAAAGAAUGGCAGCAGCAGCAGCAGCAGAAGAAGAAGCCUCAUGUUUCAAUGACUCUCAGGAGGAAGAGGUUAAGGCUGGUCAGGAGGAGGAGGGAGCGGAGGAGAGCUGCUGGAGCAGAGAUGGAGAUGCUGAACCUGAAGCUCCACCUUGAGAACCGACGCAUCCUGGCGGAGAACGAGAGGCUCCGGGAGAAGGCCAGCGCACUCCGUGGCGAGAACCUUGCUCUGCGUGCCGACCUGCGCAACACGGCGACGGCCGUGGUGCUGCUGCCACCGGCAGAGGCCGCCCAUGGCUGCUGAGCAUGGAGCGGCAGCAGCCUCUGGGCUUUCUUCUUGGUAGCUACGUGGUGUCCGUGCUAGUUUGUCUAGGUAUGUGAUAAGCUUGUUGGCAUGUUAGGGGUCUUGGGGAUGUCUUGUUAGCUGGUGAUCUGUGCUUACCAGCCACUAGGUCUUUUGGAGAUCUUUCGUGUGAUUUGUGGCAUGAUCAUGGUUGCACAUUGUGAGUUUCAAGUGCAGGAGUUAAUCGGAAUUCGGUUGGCUAGCUCUUUUGGAAGAAAAAGAUGGAGGAGAACAAAAGCAGCUUUGAUCAAAAGGGCAAAGGUGUCAAUUCAACUUUCUGUUGUUAAUUUUUUUGAAAUUAAAGGCAAAAGAUGGUAUUCCUUUAUCCC